AUGUUUUGGGCGACUCUUGGGUUUGGUAACAACCCACCUAGGGGCUCCAACAUUGUACCUGCGCCGGGAAACUCAGCCUUCGGGGCUAUGCCGGUAGCGCCAACCUCUUCCGUAUGUCGACAGGUGCAUAUUCGGCCCGAGCAUUAUGUUGUCUUUGGUCUUCAAGGAAGUCUCGGGGUAACAAAAAUGACGGAUAUCUCAGAAAAGCUCUCAGAAAUAGAGCGGAAUAUUCAGGAAGGUGAAACAAUGCUAACUGUACUUCGUAGACUACCUGAAUCCGAGGAAACCAAUGAUCAGAUCAAACGCUUUCAGGAAUUAGUGCGACAACUUGAAGAAUACAAAGAAAGAUAUAAGGCUCUCCAGGAGACAAAGCCGUCAUCACCACCUCCUAAGUCGCAUCUAUCACACGACGAUCACGAAUGCACUUCACCUGUACUCUACUCGAAGGAUGGUUCGGUAUCUAGUAGGGCAACAAAUACUGAUGCACCCGAAAAUAGUGAGCAGUUAGCUGGCAGCUAUAAUAUUGAACCAUCGGAAUGGCGCUUGCACUACGAGAAUCAAACGCGGCAACUUUCGUCCAUGUUGUCUCAAAUCGCUCGUUUCCAGGAGAUGGUUGGUCGUCUUUCGAAUCUUGUUAUCGGCUUGGAUAUGACUGAGGCAGUAAAUCUUCUAAGUGAUGUUGGUCAGCGCUUCACAGAGGUCCACUUGAGACUUCUUUCACUGCAAACGGCCUACGAGGCAGUUUGUAAUGGCGAAGACCCAUCCAAUGGCUUUAAGGCCACUCAACUCAAGGAUUUGCGUGGUUUCCUGAUAAGUCUCGGAAGGAGCCUGGAGGUGACUAAGGAGUGUUUCUUUACGGUUGCAAGCAUCGUUAGGAAGACUCUUCAUGAAUCAAGUGCUAGUGACGCAUCCAGUGAUCAAACUGCUAAUGGGUUAAGUCAGCCGGUACCACCUGCAUUGAAUCCAGAACCCGGUGAACCCGAGACCGUCUCUGCUGCUGCACCGACAGUUGGGGCUCUGCCUAAUGAAGAGGAAUCAGACUAUUCAAAGAAACAAAAGCGUGUGGAACUUACAAUCGCACAGCUAUACAAACAAAGGGAAGCACUUCUCAACCAAUUGGCUGAAGCUCGUGCAAAAGCUAAUGGUAGUACCUCAUCAUCAAAGGACGGGUGUGGAAACACUUCAGAGCUCAUUUCAAGUGCCCCGUUCUCCAGUGUUGAUCGCACUAGUAACAAACAUGCUUCGACGUCGUUAUCGAGCGCUGACGCCGCUGCGAGUGAUCCUCUCCCAAUUUUGAAGCGUCUACAGGCUCGAAAAGAACACCUGGAAGAGCUAAGAGGUGAACUUCGCUCCUUUACCUUUCCGAACGGGGAUGAAGCGCCACCUCAAGCAGUCACUUCGACUGCUUCUGAGAUCAACAGACAGCUCACAUCUCUGUCUUCCAAUGUAUUACAAGCCUCAGGUGUUUCUAUUAAGGUGCCACCGCCACGUCCGCGUACAUCGCCUCACGUUACCGUCAAAACCUCGGCUACUGGCAUUGCUACAUCUAAUCUUGCCAGUGCUGAAGCCUCUCUGCCGACCUCUUUCCUCGCUUCUGAGCCGCCAACUCCUCGUCACAGUACCCAGGACAUCUCUUCUGUUGCCAGUAAUGAUAGUGAUGUCGUUACCCAGAAAUGUGAGGUUGUUACUUUCCAAGAGCCGGAGGCGACUUAUCUAGAUAACACGGAGCGCCUGUAUGAGAGCAUGAGGGAGGCACGCAUUUGGCGCGAAGAGCACCGAAAAGCGCCGACUGACUCACCGGUUGGCGAUAAGGCGGGAGACAUGACGAGCACCAACGGCCGUCUGAGGAAUGGUGGCCUCUCUGAGUCCACCAGUUGCAUAGAUGCCACAGCGAUGGCCACGUGGGGUGGUGACUCUGACCGCGAGGGCAACGACAUAGAAGACGUUAUGGUGGUUGGUGGCGAGUACAUUGAAGAUGUUCCUAGUAUUGUUAGCUCCAGGAGCAGUCGAGCGAAUAGACGCUUCAUUACCACCAGCGCGUGCUCAGUCAACGACGGAGAUGGCAGCUCUUCGCGUGGUUGUCUCGGAGUGCACACCGACCCACAAGAGUCUAGCGUAGGUAUCAGUCUACCUCACUUGGGUCACAGCCCUUCACCUCGCACGGGAGGGUCGAGGACGGUAACAACGACAAGGCCUCCGCAACGGCGCCAAACUUCUCGUCCUUCUCAACCAAGCCACAGAGGGAUGGCAGAAUCCUCUUUCGAGGAGUAUGCUCUCACUAAAUCCCUCGCUGCAAAAAUAGUAAACCUGGAGUUCAAAGUCGAGCAACUGACACAGACCUGUCAACUACUGGUCACCGAAAAUGCUCGUCUCAGCUCAGCUCUCUCUGUGCUCUUGGCGAGUCAGCGCCUACCUCCUAUCGCCGGUGCUGCCAACUCGGAUUGGCCGGCCUCUUCCCACAGCGGGGCAGCUUUCGCCAACUUGCAACAGCCUUUACUCUCCAUCCCCACCGGUGGUCUCUUCUUUUCACCAGUGCCGCCCUUCCGACCAUCCGAUAGUGCCAGUGGUCUCCCUUCUGUUCAGUCUCUAGCUCCAGCCCCUCUCACGCCCACCCUGCAUGCACAGCCUUCGCCAUCUCUUGAGAAGGCUUUGGACCAAGUGCAGAUGCUGACGGCUCAGGUGAUUGAGCAGCACUCACGUAUGAAUCAGCUUCAAAAUGAUCUGCAUGUGGCUCUUCAACAGCAACAGCAGCAUUUUGCUGGUGGUGGUGACGUGGUUAGCGUCAAUCAGCACCUGGCCUCUGCCUUAGGAUUGCGAAGCUACCAAACGCCGACGCAGCCGUCUUCGGGUCAGGGCACGGGCCGGGACUCCUACCAGCCACAGGUGGCUGGCCUCUCCUCACUGAUGGCACUACAGGCCACCACCGAUCUACAGUCUCGCCAGCCUUCUGCUGGACGUCCUCCCGCCAAAUUUGACUGGUCAGCCCUUUACUUGAAACCUUAG
Echinococcus granulosus is the source of this 3003-nucleotide messenger RNA. RefSeq lists its product as hypothetical. The transcript has 17 exons. NCBI's taxonomy places the organism in Eukaryota, Metazoa, Platyhelminthes, Cestoda, Cyclophyllidea, Taeniidae. The record is from RefSeq and is a predicted model, not a curated record. The coding region runs from base 1 to 3003 and encodes 1000 amino acids.